AUGGAAGGCAACCUCUGCAGACUGCCCUCAAGAGGACUCCCGGCGGCCAUCUGCGUCCAGAGCCGGUCCUCCUUCGUCCUGGACUGUGGCCUUGGCUUCCCACUGGCCUGGGGCCUGUGUGUCCCCCUGGGGCCCAUCCUCUGCCCCUCAGCCGCAGGUCCUUUCCAGCUCCUUCUGCAGAAGAAAGCCCAGGCUUCGGACAUCGAGGGGGGCCUUCCAGACUCCCCAGGGGCAUGUCUCUCAGGGUUCACCUCUCUGACCACCUCUGCCCCACUUCCUGCCGCAGGGGCAUCUGUAAACCCUCGCCUUUCCCCUGCUGCCUCCCUUCAGGACUCCUUCUCCAAGGCCCAGUUCAGGAGUCCAGUCCAACUGGCGCCAGGCGCUCCGAUCCACGGAGAGCUGGAGGCCGCUCAGACGGUGCGCUUGUCUGGCCAGGGAACCACCAGGGGGCCGAAUUCCCUGCUGGACGGGCAGCUCAUACUCAGCCCCCGAGCCCCAGAUGUGAGGCCCUGCCCUGUCCCUGUGCCGGUGCUUGGGGCCAGCCCCACCCUGGUGCUGGUCUCCUGUCCGUGGCCCGAGGUGCUGGACAUGGAUCCUGGGGCCAGUGGCUAUCAGAGGAGAGUGGCCACACUGUGGUCCCCCAGCUUGGGGGGCAUCAGGCCAGGUUCCCCUCUUCCCUCUGUGGAAGGGGCUUUCUCCGAAGAUGUGCCUCUGGGACUGGAGCCGUGGGCAUCACUCCCUUCUGGUGUUUGGGUGAGCAGCCCAGGCUGCACGUGGGUCCAGGCGGAGGUGGCGGGGGACCCGACUGUGUUGUCAGCACUGCUUGGGGUCCUCAUGGAGGCCCUGGGCGUGUGGGGUGGGAAAGGCUCAGACUCCGCGGCAGGCGGCCUGCAAACUCGCUUCACCCCCGUCCUCCCUGCCGCCUGCCCCUCCUCACCCCAGGCCGUGGAGACGGCCCAGAGCCCCUGUGCCGGUGAAAGACGGUUCCUGCUGGUCUUCUCCUGCCUCGUGCUCUCCGUCUUCUCCACCAUCAAGGAGUACGAGAAGAGCUCCGAGGGCGCGCUCUACAUCUUGGAAAUCGUGACCAUCGUGGUGUUCGGAGUGGAGUACUUCGUGCGGAUCUGGGCUGCCGGCUGCUGCUGCCGCUACCGCGGCUGGAGGGGGCGGCUCAAGUUUGCCCGGAAGCCCUUCUGCGUGAUCGACAUCAUGGUGCUCAUCGCCUCCAUCGCCGUGCUGGCCGCGGGCUCCCAGGGCAACGUGUUCGCCACGUCGGCGCUCCGGAGCCUGCGGUUCCUGCAGAUCCUCAGGAUGAUCCGCAUGGACCGGCGCGGCGGGACCUGGAAGCUGCUGGGCUCUGUGGUCUACGCCCACAGCAAGGAGCUGGUGACUGCCUGGUACAUCGGCUUCCUCUGCCUCAUCCUGGCCUCCUUUCUGGUGUACUUGGCAGAGAAGGGCGAGAACGAUCACUUUGAUACCUACGCGGAUGCCCUCUGGUGGGGCCUGAUUACGCUGACAACCAUCGGCUACGGGGACAAGUACCCCCAGACCUGGAACGGGAGGCUGCUGGCUGCAACCUUCACCCUCAUCGGCGUCUCCUUCUUCGCUCUUCCUGCGGGCAUUUUGGGGUCUGGCUUUGCUCUGAAAGUUCAAGAGCAGCACCGGCAGAAGCACUUUGAGAAGAGGCGGAACCCCGCAGCGGGCCUGAUCCAGUCGGCCUGGAGGUUCUACGCCACCAACCUGUCCCGCACGGACCUGCACUCAACGUGGCAGUACUACGAGCGCACGGUGGCCGUGCCCAUGUACAGCUCGCAAACUCAAUCCUACGGGGCCUCCAGACUGAUCCCGCCGCUCAACCAGCUGGAGCUGCUCCGGAACCUCAAGAGUAAAUCCGGGCUCACCUUCAGGAAGGAGCCUCAGCCGGAGCCCUCUCCAAGGCCGGCGGAAGACUCUCUGUGCAGCCCCCUCACUGCCACUGCGCAGACCCAAGUGCCGCUGCUGGACCCUGAGCCCAGAGCUGCGUCAGGUAAAGGCAGACGGUGCAGAGAGUCCCUGUGUGGAUGCUGCCCUGGACACUCUAGUCAGAAGGUCAGUUUGAAAGACCGUGUCUUCCCCAGCCCCCGGGGCGUGGCGGCCAAGGGGAAGGGGUCCCCGCAGGCCCAGACCGUCCGCCGGUCGCCCAGUGCUGACCAGAGCCUGGAGGACAGUCCCAGCAAGGUGCCCAAGAGCUGGAGCUUCGGGGACCGCAGCCGGGCGCGCCAGGCCUUCCGGAUCAAGGGUGCCGCGUCCCGACAAAACUCAGAAGAAGCAAGCCUCCCCGGGGAGGAUGCCGCCGAUGACAACAAGAGCUGUAACGGCGAGUUUGUGACUGAAGAUCUGACCCCGGGCCUCAAAGUCAGCAUCCGGGCCGUGUGCGUGAUGCGGUUCCUGGUGUCCAAGCGGAAGUUCAAAGAGAGCCUGCGGCCGUACGACGUGAUGGACGUGAUCGAGCAGUACUCGGCCGGCCACCUGGACAUGCUGUCCCGCAUCAAAAACCUGCAGUCCAGGAUAGAUAUGAUUGUGGGCCCCCCACCCCCUUCAACUCCCCGGCACAAGAAGUAUCCCAGCAAAGGACCCGCGGCCCCUCCGAGAGAGUCACCCCAGUACUCACCUAGAGUGGACCAGAUUGUGGGGCGGGGCCCGGCGAUCACGGACAAGGACCGCACCAAGGGCCCGGCCGAGGCCGAGUUGCCCGAGGACCCCAGCAUGAUGGGCCGGCUGGGGAAGGUGGAGAAGCAGGUCCUGUCCAUGGAGAAGAAGCUGGACUUCCUGGUGAACAUCUACAUGCAGCGCAUGGGCAUCCCCCCGACGGAGACGGAGGCGUACUUCGGGGCCAAGGAGCCGGAGCCGGCGCCGCCCUACCACAGCCCCGAGGACAGCCGGGAGCACGGGGACAGGGACGGCUGCAUCAUCAAGCUCAUCCGCUCCGCCAGCUCCACGGGCCAGAAGAACUUCUCAGCGCCCCCCGCCCAGUGCCCGCCUUCCACCUCAUGGCAGCCACAAUGCCAUUCGCGCCAGGGCCAUGGCACCUCGCCCGUGGGCGACCCCGGCUCGCUGGUGCGCAUCCCACCCCCGCCGGCCCACGAGCGCUCGCUCUCUGCCUACAGCGGCGGCCACAGGGCCAGCACAGAGUUCCUGCGGCACGAGGGCGCCCUGCGGGACAGCGACACGUCCAUCUCCAUCCCGUCCGUGGACCACGAGGAGCUGGAGCGCUCCUUCAGCGGCUUCAGCAUCUCCCAGUCCAAGGAGAACCUGGAUGGGCCCCAUGGCUGCUAUGCGGCCGUCGCGCCGUGCGCCAAGGUCAGACCCUACAUCGCGGAGGGCGAGUCUGACACGGACUCGGACCUCUGCACCCCGUGCGGGCCCCCGCCGCGCUCCGCCACCGGAGAGGGCCCUUUCGGCGACGUGGGCUGGGCCGGGCCACGAAAGUGAGGCCGCCCGCCAGCCUCUCCCUGACUCUUGGCCUUCCAGGUUUGCAGACGGGACUCCCCUCGGAGCGAGGCGGGCAGGGGCGCGUGGCCUCACGGAGCAAAGUCUGGCACAAGUUGUGUUCUAACGAGGGGCAGCCAGGCCGGCCUUGCGGUCUCUGCAGACCAUUGGCUGGGCUGUGAGCACCCCUGGCGGUAGGGAGGAGGCGUGCGGUCAAGGAGCCGGGCUGGGUGAGGGUGGCAGCAAGGGGCAGGAUUUGGGGGCCCUUGAGGCCCGGUGGGGAGGGAGCCUGGGCUGGAGGAGGUGUCGCUGCCCCAUGGGCUUGGCCCUCUGUCCCGCAGGCCUGGCACGUUGCCUUCCCUCCUCCCGGGUGGCCAGCCAGAGAGCUGCCGGCUGGUAGAGGGGUUCCCAUGGGGCUUCCGUGGGGAGGGGCCUGCUCCACAGGCUACUGGAAGGGAGUCUUAGGGGACUUUUGCAGCCCCAGGAGAUCUGGGGAUGGGCACCCCGAUGUUCUCUGUUGUGCUCUGGCCGUGCACCAGCCACCAGGCCAUGGCCAGUGCUGAAACAGAGGCCGUGUGCCGGGAGUGUGCUGGGAGGUUAGGGGCACCGCCCAGGGCGGGCUCAGGUUUCCAGGUCCCAGGGCCGGGUGGGUCGGGUGAGCAGGUCCAUGUGCUGUCUUUCCCGGGGGUCCUCCCUCACUGCUCUCCCAUUGGUGCCUCGACAGGACCCAGGGCUGGAAGAUGCUAUAAGUCCUGGGAAAAGCCUUCAAAGUCCCCCGAGAGUUGGUGUCCCACCCCCACCCCAUUCCCCCGCCGUGGAGCUGAAGCAGCCCUCUCCUGUCGGGUGCCUGCUUUGUCCCCACUGCGGCUGACUGUCCACGCACUUGCUCUGCACUGACCAGUCCCUUGGCUGUGACUUCUUGGAUCCUGGGAGUCAAGGGUGCCCAUCUCCAGCCUGAGACUCAGGUGGCAGGGCCCCUGUCUUUCCUAUGGUCGGCACCUCGGCCAAGAGACGGUCUUGUCCUCAGAGAAGGGCUUGGAAAACAGUAUCUGAGGGUCGUGUGUCCUGGGCAUGGGGUCUUGGGGCUCAGAGGUCUUUAGGGAGUAAUGUCUGUUGACCGGUCAGGGGCCUGCCCUCUCCACUGGCUAGGAUGCCCGGGUCCCACUAUGGGCACAGCUGGCUGGCCGGGCAGCCAGUGGCUGUGCUGGGCCUGUGUUUGUCCAUGGCAGAAGGUGGGGGCUCCCAACUGGAAACCGCUGUCCCUGUCAAGGCCCAGCCUCCGGGAGGGGAAGGCCUGGAAGUUGCCAUGCGGCCUGGAAACGAGGCCCUACUGGAGCCCCACUGGCGGGCCCUCCCACUGGCGAUGCUCGGUCCCCAGGACAGUGUUUCUCUGGCUCGGGCCUCAGGGUGGUGAGAAAAGUCCCCGCCAGUGUGGACACUGUGGGCCUCGGAGUGGCCUGGGCGGCGUGGCUGGUGUGCAGAGGCCCCGGCAGGUGGUCUCUCCCAUCGAGGCCUCCCUCUGGGCUGAGCCCCCUUCGCCCUCCCGUCACGGAGGCUCCAGCUGCAGAUCGCCUGGCAGGGUAGGAGCAGGCGGCCCCUGGGCCAGGCAAGGCUGCCUCGGACACCAGCCCCGGCUGGCCGGUCUCUGGGCCCUGCGAGACUUGGGGCGUGUCGGCAGCGACAGGGACCCACCUGUCGGGUCUGGGCCCUCACUGGCUCCAGGCCCUGGGAGGAGGGGCCCGUUGUCCUGCCCCACAUGCUCCCUGUGCAUGGAGCUGGCCGCAGACGUGCCCCCGCCGCAGAGCUGCCGAGCAUGUGCCGACGCCAGGAGGGGUCUGACGCCAGGAGGGGUCUCGGGCCGCGGCGGGGGCUUCCCGGAUGUCCCAGAUCCGCGGGGAGGAUGAGAGGCAUCUGGCCCCUGGGAAGCGGGGAGGCGCACAGCUCCGGGGAUGGUUUAGGGGCUCCCUUAGGGCGCCCAGACCGAGGCCUGAGUGGCGUGUCCCUCACAGCACCCGCCCGCUGCCCGGGGUCCCACCUUCAGAGGAGCAUUGUGGGGAGAGGCUGGACGCCCCGCAGGAGGCGUGGGCACUGGCUGGGCUCGUGUGUGGCGGGAGUCGGAGCCGGGCUAGGUGUGCGCUGCCCCCCCAAGCCCACACCCCUGCGCUCACAGACUCGCUUGUACACGUGCACAGGCACACCCACUUGGCACACACAACCCCGCACGCAUGCACACCCACACAUGCUCACAUGCACACACGCUCCUGUGCACACUUGCAAGCUCACACAUGCAGCUCACAUAUGCUCAUGCACACACGUGCACACUCAUACACAUGCACACAUACACACAAGCUCACACA
Messenger RNA from Suricata suricatta (meerkat), 5822 nucleotides. It is a transcript of the gene KCNQ2, whose product is annotated as potassium voltage-gated channel subfamily Q member 2. Gene Ontology annotation, molecular function: voltage-gated potassium channel activity. The record is from RefSeq and is a predicted model, not a curated record. NCBI's taxonomy places the organism in Eukaryota, Metazoa, Chordata, Mammalia, Carnivora, Herpestidae. Gene Ontology annotation, cellular component: membrane. The transcript is spliced from 25 exons. Gene Ontology annotation, biological process: transmembrane transport; potassium ion transport. The coding region runs from base 1 to 3468 and encodes 1155 amino acids.